UCAGUUACUGAAGCAGCGACGCGCCUUACAGUGUUGGAUCCGCGCUAUCGCCGAAGUUUUUCUGGCCUCGGUGAAGUGCGGGUGACCACCGGGACCAGUCGUGAGGUGUUGGAUCUCUCGAUUUGGUGCUGUGUGUGAGGAGAUCGAAUCGGUUCCGGGAUUUGGAGCUGUACCCAGCAGUCGGUUUUGCUUCAGUGUAUCUGCAACGGAACGGGAGUGCUGCUGCUGCCUGGGAGGCGAUCGAUCUGUGUCUUGGGAGGAGGAGGGGGAGGAGGAGGAGUCAAUCGGAUACCUAUUUGUGAUAUUUGUGGUGAAUUUGGAUAAUCUGACCGAAAUUCACUUGAUCGAUGUUGUGGAGUUGUCUCUUUUGAACGCAAGGAUUCAUGUGGUUGAGCUGUCGGUAGCGCAUCGGUACCAGAGGUAAGAAAUCACGUCAGUGGAAGUGUGCCAAGAGGGGUGACUUAAGAAUUGAAGUGCCAGAGCCUCUUCGAAGAUGAAUAUUUUUAAGAAGAAGCCGGACCCAAAAGAGGUGCUCCGAGCCAGUAAACGUGAGAUGUCCGUUGCCACGAGAGGUUUUGACCGAGAGAUUGGUGCUUUGCAGAUUGAGGAAAAGAAGCUAGUAGCUGAGAUAAAAAAGACUGCAAAAACUGGAAAUGAUGCAGCAACGAAGAUUUUGGCUCGCCAAUUAAUUCGGCUGAGGCAGCAGAUAGCUAAGCUGCAAGGCAGCAAGGCGCAACUGCGUGGUGUUGCCACUCAUACACAGGCUAUGCAUGCAAAUACGGCCGUGGCAGGUGCCAUGAAGGGGGCGACCAAGGCUAUGGCCAGUAUGAACAAGCAAAUGGACCCUGCGAAGCAAGCUAAAAUCAUGCAGGAGUUUCAGCGGCAGUCAGCUCAAAUGGAUAUGACGACGGAAAUGAUGUCGGAUUCAAUCGACGAUGCUUUGGAUGAUGAUGAAGCUGAGGAAGAGACUGAGGAGCUUACCAACCAGAUCUUGGAUGAAAUCGGUGUUGACAUCUCAGCCCAGAUGUCCGCUGCACCGAAGGGAGGACUUGCAAGCAAAUCAGGAACUAAAGCGGCCAGCAGCUCGAAUAUUGAUGAUCUGGAGUCGAGGUUAGCUGCUUUACGAAGUGGCUGAGGAGCAAAUGUACCUCCAGUUUUGUGUGUAUAACUGAAGCUGGUGCUGAUAAUUGUGCUCCAUUUUGGGCAGUUGUAUAAAUUAUCCAGCACAUAUGCAGAUUGAUUCUUGGGCCUCCUUUUGCUGCCUGAGUGUUGCAAUUCAAUUGCUAACUGUCUCUGUCCAACUCUUUCGUGGAUCUGAUCCUGCCCAAGCUGUGGUGUGCUGUGUUGGAGCAAAGGUUGCUGGUGUGCUGAUUGGAGCUCUCAAACGGGUGUGGUUCUUGUAAUAUGAUAUUAGCAACUAAAACAGGUAAUGAAGAUGUAUCAACCAAGUCGAUCUGACUUCAAACAUCAAGGUCUCUUUGGACUCGAUCAACAUAGGUCUUAUUUAAUUUUUAUUAAAUUUGUGUUUCACACAAAAUUUAUUUUAUUUAGCUAUUUUAAUAUUUUGUGUCUGUUUAUUUAUAAUAUAUAUAUUUUUUAAGAGAA
Physcomitrium patens is the source of this 1605-nucleotide messenger RNA. Its product is annotated as vacuolar protein sorting-associated protein 2 homolog 3. The record is from RefSeq and is a predicted model, not a curated record. Gene Ontology annotation, biological process: vacuolar transport. Lineage: Eukaryota; Viridiplantae; Streptophyta; Bryopsida; Funariales; Funariaceae.